AUGAUUGACCAGUCGAUGUAUCCACAAAAAAUCAUUUACAAUGGAUCAAAAAUCAUGUACCUGCAAGUGGAGAGAGGACUUAUUGACAGCGUGAAUUUUCUCCCCAUGAAGCUGGCUGCUUUUCCCAGGGCAUUUGGUUUGACGGAACUGAAGAAGGGAUACUUUCCCCAUUAUUUUAACACCCUAGGAAACCAGAAUUAUUGUGGACUGUUUCCCGAACCUAACAUGUAUGGUGCCAAUUACAUGGGAUCCAAGGAGAGAUCAACAUUUCUUAAGUGGCAUGCUGAACAACGGGGAAUGUUCGACUUUCAGAAAGAGAUGAGGGAAUAUUGUGUCUCUGACGUCGCUGUUCUCAGAGAAGCCUGCUUAAAAUUUCAAGCUCUAAUGCUGGAAGCCACUGGUGAAAAACAGAUAGACCUCGAUACCAAAGCUGUCUCCUACACCAAUGGCAUCGAUCCGUUUGCCCAAUACAUCACCAUUGCCUCGGUAUGUAUGGGCAUCUUUCAAAGCAAAUUUCUCAAGAAACAUCAUGUCAAACUUACAGACACCCAGAAAAUCACAGACUGGAUGACGGUCAAUGAGGAUGGAUCCAUCAAAGUGAAACCUGAUUUAUGGCUGACGGAAGAAGAGUUGUUGAGAGAUCGUGGGAUGACCAUCUUCGAGUCUGAAACUGUACCCAGUCCCAUUGCUCAAGUUCCAAGUGAGGGAUACAUCCAAAAAGAUCAGUUCAGCAGAGUGUCCAUCCAGUGGUUGGAAUGGGUUCAACACCAAAAUCAGAACAAGUACCAGAUACAGCAUGCACUCAAUGGAGGGGAACAUCAGGUACCAGGAACUCAUUACCGACUGGAUGGUUUCUGUGCUAAAACGAACACGGCCUUUGAAUUCCAUGGCUGUUUGUGGCACGGCUGUCGACACUGCUUCCCACAUGAGCGUUCUAACACCAUCCGUCCUAGAACCAAUCAAUCCAUUGAAGAACUGUAUGCCCUAAGCUGUAGAAAGAGAGAAGAACUGAAAGUGAAAGGAUACAAAGUCAUCGAAAUCUGGGAACACGAGUUUAACCAUCUUCUGAAAUCCAAACGAGAACUGUCACAGUUUGUGAACUCGUUAGAUCUUCAAGACCGACUAAAUCCCAGAGAUUCAUUCUUUGGAGGAAGAACGAAUGCCAGCACGUUACACUACGAAAGAUUUGAAGCCACUGCAUCAAUACUUAGGUGCAUCACUAAGGUGAAAGUUGCGCCUCCUAGAAAACUGUACCAUCCUGUUCUGCCUUACCGUUCCAAUGGAAAACUCAAAUUUCCUUUGUGCAGAACCUGUUCGGAUCAGGAACAACAAACACCAUGCCAUCAUUCGGAUGAAGAGAGGAACAUCAUUGGAACCUGGUGCAUACCAGAAAUUCUUAAAGCCAUGGAAAAGGGGUACCAAGUCAUCAGAGUCUACGAGGUCUACCAUUGGCCUGAAACAACACAGUACAAUCCAACAACACGUGACGGCGGUCUCUUUGCCGAGUACAUAAACACCUUUCUCAAGCUAAAACAAGAAGCCAGUGGAUGGCCCGAAUGGUGCAUUACUGAGGAAGACAAAGACACAUAUAUUAGCCAGUACAGAGAUAAAGAGGGCGUACAGCUGGACCGAAACAAAAUCACAAAGAAUCCGGGACUUCGUUCGCUGGCUAAACUGUGUCUGAACAGUUUCUGGGGGAAGUAUGGUCAACGUCUGAAUAUGAAGCAGUCUGCCUUCAUCCACGAAAACAAUGCAGACGUUUUCUUCCAGAUGUUGGCAGAUCCAACCAAAGACAUCAUCGAUUUCCACGUGUUGACAGAAACCAUUUUGCAGCUUGAAUAUCUACACAAGUCCACCUUCAUCCCAGAAGAUUUAAAAACCAAUGUUUUUCUGGCAACGUUUACCACUUCAUGGGCAAGAUUGAAGUUGUACAGUGUGUUGGAACAGCUGGGUGAAAAUGUGUUGUAUUACGACACGGACUCGGGUCAUUUUCGUGGCAAGACCUGGAGACUAUCAACCCCCUCUGGGAGAUUAUCUCGGAGAACUGACUGA
Gigantopelta aegis is the source of this 2052-nucleotide messenger RNA. RefSeq lists its product as uncharacterized. The transcript has 2 exons. Gene Ontology annotation, molecular function: DNA-directed DNA polymerase activity; DNA binding; nucleotide binding. NCBI's taxonomy places the organism in Eukaryota, Metazoa, Mollusca, Gastropoda, Neomphalida, Peltospiridae. The record is from RefSeq and is a predicted model, not a curated record. The coding region runs from base 1 to 2052 and encodes 683 amino acids. Gene Ontology annotation, biological process: DNA replication.